Messenger RNA from Gloeophyllum trabeum ATCC 11539, 1292 nucleotides. RefSeq names its product NAD P-binding protein. The record is from RefSeq and is a predicted model, not a curated record. The transcript has 11 exons. Gene Ontology annotation, molecular function: oxidoreductase activity, acting on the CH-OH group of donors, NAD or NADP as acceptor. NCBI's taxonomy places the organism in Eukaryota, Fungi, Basidiomycota, Agaricomycetes, Gloeophyllales, Gloeophyllaceae. Bases 30 to 1043 code for a protein of 337 amino acids.
GAUUUUGGAAAGAUGUGAAUAAUCUCCUCAUGCCUCAAGUCCACAACGGCGCAAAGGUACUCGUCACCGGCGCGAGCGGGUUCAUUGGAUCAUGGGUCGUACGGUACCUCCUAGAACGAGACUACAGUGUUCGAGCCGCAGUGAGGAGUGCAGAAAAGGGGGAGUACAUGCGGAGGCUCUACGAGAGCUACGGUGAUCAGUUUGAGUACGUCGUGGUCGCGGACUCCGGUGAGCCCGGGACAUUUGACAACGUCCUAGAGGAUAUCGAUGCUGUUGAGCACCAUGCGGCCCCUAUCACCGACGAUCCCGAUGACUUCGUAGCCGCCGCCAUCAGUGGCACAACAUCCCUUCUGGAGAGCAUAUUGCGGAAAGGGCGCUCAGUGAAGCGUGUAAUCGUUACCUCUUCGGGCGCGGCCCUGGUCGAACCUAAGGAGCCCGGCUACGUAUAUACCGAGGCUGAUUGGGGGGAUUACUCCGUGAAAGAAGUCCAGUCAAAAGGAGCCAAUGCUACCACGUUGCAAAAGUACAGGGCCUCGAAAGCUCUGGCGGAGAGGGCUGCGUGGGACUUCGUUGAGAAACAUAAGGAUCAGAUCCAAUGGGAUGUAGUUACAGUACUCCCCACCAUAGUUUACGGCCCUAUCAUACAUCAGGUGGAGUCUCCAGAAGACAUAAAUUAUUCAAAUCAGUUGUUGUACAGUUCUAUCACGCGUGAACGUUCGCCUGAUGAGGUGGGAGGAAACUGGGUGGACGUCCGAGACGUCGCUGAAAUCCACGUUGAAUUACUGGCGAAACGAACCGCCGGCGGAGAACGAUAUAUUGUGUCGGCCGGUGCUCAUUCAUGGCAGGAGCUGUAUGACCUACUAAACGCCUCUGUUCCACCUAUCGGAGGAAUACCCCGAGGGCAGCCAGGUAACUAUACUCGCGGCCGGCCACCAUACUCCUUUUCCUCCGAGAAAGUGAUCAAACUUCUGGGAAUCAGGUUUAGAGCCUUGGGCGAGUCGGCCCGGGACGCAAUUACUUCGAUACGCGAGCGAGGGAUGUAAAAUCGGCCAACGAUCCAACAAGCCCUGAUGCUAGAAUACUCCUGGUCGGUCACCCGGGGCCCAGCCGUCCAACGUUCCUCCCGCCUCUCAUCCUUUGUAGACAGUAUCCACCACUACCUACCGCGAUCUUAAGACAGAAUAUAAUAUAAUCCGCUUCCCGUUGUCCAUGGAAUGGUGUAUUACUCCGCUGAAGUACGUAUGCGGAUGUUUAUUCAGAAGGGUGUUCUGCUGUAUUUUCAUGGGUCCCGU